AUGAUAGCAGAGAUUGGAAUGGGUAUAUACCUCAGCACUCCCAAAACUGAAAAGUUCUCUGAAGAUGGUGAGAAUGGCCGGGUCAGAUAUGGUUUGUCAUCAAUGCAAGGAUGGCGUGCCACCAUGGAGGAUGCCCAUGCAGCAUAUCCCGAUCUUGAUACAUCCACCUCAUUCUUUGGUGUUUAUGAUGGCCAUGGAGGUAAGGUAGUUGCUAAAUUCUGUGCGAAGUAUCUUCACCGACAAGUGCUCAAGAAUGAAGCUUAUGCGGCUGGAGAUAUAGGAACUUCUGUUCAAAAAGCUUUUUUCAGAAUGGAUGAAAUGAUGCGUGGACAAAGGGGCUGGAGAGAGUUAGCUGUUUUGGGAGAUAAGAUAAACAAGUUUACUGGCAUGAUAGAAGGGUUAAUUUGGUCCCCAAGGAGCAGUGAGGGUAAUGAUCAAGCUGAUGAUUGGGCUUUUGAGGAGGGGCCUCACUCUGAUUUUACUGGCCCAACUUCUGGGAGCACAGCCUGUGUUGCAAUUCUUAGAAACAACCAACUUGUUGUUGCAAAUGCUGGUGAUUCUCGUUGUGUAAUAUCUCGGAAGGGUCAGGCAUAUAAUUUGUCAAGAGAUCACAAACCUGAUCUUGAGCUUGAGAAGGAGAGGAUUUUGAAAGCCGGUGGUUUUAUCCAUGCAGGACGAGUCAAUGGCAGCUUGAAUCUUGCAAGAGCUAUAGGUGACAUGGAAUUCAAGCAGAACAAAUUUUUGCCAGCUGAAAAGCAAAUUGUAACUGCCUGUCCAGAUAUAAACACUGUUGAGCUUUGUGAUGAUGACGAGUUUAUCGUGCUAGCAUGUGAUGGCAUCUGGGAUUGCAUGUCUAGCCAGCAAGUGGUUGAUUAUGUACAUGAACAACUGGUCUCGGAAAGCAAGUUGUCUGUGGUGUGCGAGAGAGUCCUUGAUAGGUGUUUGGCGCCAACGACUGCUGGUGGUGAGGGGUGUGAUAACAUGACCAUGAUCAUAGUGCAGUUCGUGCAGUUAAAGAAGCCCCUGCAGUCAGCUGGAUCUGCAGACGAGAGACCCUCACCAACCGAGGAAGCUGGAACUGGAAGUGAUUCAAAGGCAGGUGAAAGUGAACCGAAGUAG
This is a messenger RNA of Prunus armeniaca (apricot), 1119 nucleotides long. The record is from the annotation of a GenBank genome assembly. Lineage: Eukaryota; Viridiplantae; Streptophyta; Magnoliopsida; Rosales; Rosaceae.